AUGUCGAUCUACGAUCCACUGGGACUUCUCAGCGUGUACACCAUUCGCGCCAAGAUCAUCCUUCAGAACUUAUGGCGCUUAAAGAUGUCGUGGGACGAACGGGUGCCAGAGGAAGACGGCAAGCUGUUCGCGACGUGGUUGUCGCAACUGUCGGCGAUCGGCCAGUUGCGCAUUCCCCGACAUUAUGGACCGACGAGCCACGAGCGACGCAUCGAGCUCCACGUUAUGUGCGACGCCAGCGAGCAGGCCUACGCAGCGGUGGCGUAUUGGCGGAUGGUCGGCCAAGAGAACGUUACACUCUCUUUGGUGGCCGCCAAGGCGAAGGUGGCACCGCGACGGACGCAAACGAUACCCCGCCUCGAGCUGCAAGCGGCGGUAAUCGGGGCGCGCCUCGCUGACGCAGUGAAGAAGGAGCAUCGCAUCGUGGCGGAGAGAACUAUAUAUUGGACUGACUCCACAACAGUCAUCCACUGGAUCCGGAACGACGAGCGACGGUACACACCCUUCGUCGCGCAUCGUCUGCGGGAGAUCGCCGAGCUCACCGACAAAAGUGAGUGGCGAUGGCUACCCACGACGCACAACGUCGCCGAUGAAGCCACUCGACUUCGGAGCGACGCCGUGAGUGAAGACAGCCGGUGGUUCCGGGGACCUGAUUUCCUCCUCGAGCCCGAACAAUCAUGGCCCACGAGAGACGGAAGUCAGGACGACGAAGCAGAGGUCCUGCACGUCACAGAGAGCCCGGAAAAGGAACGCUGGCUGCCCGACCCGACCCGCUUCUCCAAGUAUGAAACAUUGGUGCGAGCCACGGCGAGAGUCUUGGCGUUCGCGGACAUCGCGCGACGCAAGACACCACACCUGGAAGUGGGACACCUGAAGCGGGCGGAGAUGUUAUUAAUGCAACAGGCGCAAAGGGAGAGCUUCGGGGAAGAGCUGCAACGAUUGAAGUCUUCCCAGCCGGUACAAAGGACGAGUCGGCUAUUCAAGCUGGACCCGGUGUUAGAAGAUGGCGUGCUGCGAGUCCGGGGACGCAUCGGAGCAGCCACAGUCCCGGAUGACGCCAAACGACCGGUCAUCUUGGACGGCCGACACCCCGUCACGAAGCUCAUCGUGCUGCAAGAACACUGUGCCGCAGGUCACGCAAAUAGGGAGCGCGUGACCAACGACCUGCGGCAAAAAUAUUGGAUAAUACACCUGAGGCCCACCGUGCGCACCGUGGAACGAGACUGCGCACUGUGUAAGGUGCGACGCACGAAGCCGCAGCCACCGGCCACGGAGAUCUACCCCGUGCCCGCUUGGACCCGUAUCAUCGGCCCUUCUCCAACUGCGGAGUGGACUACUUCGGGCCGAUGA
Messenger RNA from Manduca sexta (tobacco hornworm), 1350 nucleotides. RefSeq lists its product as uncharacterized. Gene Ontology annotation, molecular function: nucleic acid binding. The record is from RefSeq and is a predicted model, not a curated record. The coding region runs from base 1 to 1350 and encodes 449 amino acids. The transcript has a single exon. Lineage: Eukaryota; Metazoa; Arthropoda; Insecta; Lepidoptera; Sphingidae.